Sitophilus oryzae (rice weevil) is the source of this 657-nucleotide messenger RNA. RefSeq names its product piggyBac transposable element-derived protein 3-like. The transcript has a single exon. The record is from RefSeq and is a predicted model, not a curated record. Gene Ontology annotation, molecular function: sequence-specific DNA binding. The coding region runs from base 1 to 657 and encodes 218 amino acids. Lineage: Eukaryota; Metazoa; Arthropoda; Insecta; Coleoptera; Curculionidae.
AUGAGCUCGUCUACAAGUCUAUGCGACGAAACCGUUUCUUGGAAAUUUUCUGGUUUUAUCCAUUUCGCCGACAAUUCACAACCCGAUGCUAAAGAUAAAAUUUGGAAACUGCGCACAAUUAUGGACAAAGUAAAAAGUAAUUGCCUAAAAUUAUUUGAACCUGAAGAACAUCUUUGUUUUGAUGAGAGCGUGGUUAAAUACUAUGGAAGGCACGGAUGCAAACAGUUUAUUCGGGGCAAACCAAUCCGUUUCGGGUACAAGAUGUGGUGCCUUAACACUCCCUCGGGUUAUGUUGUUGAUUUCGAGAUGUACCAGGGUAAUAAUCCUCGUCGAUGUGAAGAGUAUGAAACAUUAUUUGGAAAAUCGGCUGCUCCACUAGUAGUAAUGCUAGAUGAAUUGGUAAAUGUGAAAGGAUUUCAUCCAUAUAAAUUAUAUGUUGAUAAUUUAUUCGCCGGAAUUACUUUAUUCAAGUUUCUUCGAGAUAACGGAUAUCAGGCCACUGGAACGGUCAGGGAUAACAGACUUCCAAAAAAUAUUCCACUGUCUAACAAAAAAAAAACAAUGGCUAAAAGAACACGAGCCUCCCAUGAAUCCAUUAUAGAUAAAAGCGAUGGUAUCAUCAUUGUGCGGUGGGUGGAUAAUAGUGUAGUGAUGUAG